Molecule: messenger RNA, 934 nt
Organism: Formica exsecta
Lineage: Eukaryota; Metazoa; Arthropoda; Insecta; Hymenoptera; Formicidae
Product: chromobox protein homolog 5-like
Exons: 4
Coding region: 174-794 (206 amino acids)
Cellular component (GO): nucleus
Molecular function (GO): sequence-specific DNA binding
Source: RefSeq, a predicted model, not a curated record
AAUAUAACAAGUGCAGCACUGUAGUAGAUGUACUACACUCGAAAUGAAGAAAUGGCUGAUCUGAUAGUUUUGUAUGUUCGUACAGUGCUUUUUUAGAAUGCUUAUAAUAUGCUAAAAUAUUCAGUGUUAUUGCAGUAUUUUAUACAAUACAAACUGCUAGUUUAAUAAUAAAAAUGGAAUGCAAAUUGUGUGGUGUACACUGGAAAAAAAAUAGCAAUAUUUCUUUCCAUUCAAUUCCAAAAAAUCCUGUUAUUCGAAGAAAAUGGCUUAAAAUAUGCAAUUUCCAAGGAAUGUCAAAUCGAAUCAAGUUAUCUUCAAUUAGAAUAUGCUCUGCACAUUUUGAUACUGAUUCUUUUUCCUUUAUUCCAUCAAAAGAUAAUUUUCAUCGUUUGUAUCUUAAACCUGAUGCUGUACCAAAAUUGGGAAUAUUUAGAGGAGGAAGACACAUGCGGCAGAAAUUGAUUCAGAACAGGAAAGAUACCGAGACAAAUUGGUGCCUGGGUAAAGUUUUUAAAGAACAUUAUAUUGCACAUCUUGAUGAGAUGAGUAAUCAAAAAAAGGUAACCGAAGAUGAUAAGAUCAGAACAGAUGGAUUCAAAAGAGGAUUGGAAGCGGACAAAAUCCUUGGUUCGGCAGAUGAUAACGGAGAGCUAAUGUAUUUGAUGCAAUGGAAAGGAACAGAUGCGGUCGACAUGGUACCUGCUAAGGAGGCUAAUAUAAAAUGUCCUCAAAUUGUUAUUCGAUUUUAUGAGGAUAGAUUAGCUUGGCACACAGCAAAACCAUGUGUAAAAUAGACGUACUUCCUUGAAGUAAGAUCAUGUAUAUGUAAAUAUUUAUUAAGAAAUUGAAUUUUAUUAUAUUUAAUUGUAUAAUAAAUAUUCUUUAUGAAAUCGUUUGUGCAUCUACAUAUUUAAUAAAAUGUUCCAUUUCUUUU